Uloborus diversus is the source of this 6337-nucleotide messenger RNA. RefSeq lists its product as uncharacterized. Gene Ontology annotation, molecular function: 1-phosphatidylinositol-3-kinase regulator activity. The record is from RefSeq and is a predicted model, not a curated record. NCBI's taxonomy places the organism in Eukaryota, Metazoa, Arthropoda, Arachnida, Araneae, Uloboridae. The transcript has 5 exons. Bases 315 to 2831 code for a protein of 838 amino acids. Gene Ontology annotation, biological process: intracellular signal transduction; phosphatidylinositol phosphate biosynthetic process. Gene Ontology annotation, cellular component: phosphatidylinositol 3-kinase complex.
GAAGUGUCAACAUCGCCUUAGCGUACGCGGUAUCCGGGCACGUUCUACAGUGAGAGAAAAACGCCAUUUAAAUGCUCUUACGAUGAUGGAGAGCUUAUAUUUCUGUAAUGUAAAAUCAUGAUUUCAAGUAGAAAAGGUGUCAAAAUGAAAAUUCACAUUUGAUGACUGCCAUGCUUAUAGUUAAAAAAUGCUUUACAGUGCCCUAUGUUUUAAAAUUCGUAAAAAGUUGAAUCUUCAUGUUGAAAACAGCUCCUUUUUGCAACCUGGAACUGACAUGUUAUCUCAUGAUGUGCCACUGACUUUCCCUGUGCAAGAUGAAAGUUAGUGCUGUUGGCUGCUGCCCUUGCGAAUGGCCUUAUUUCCUGACGUUGUCGUACAUAUCUGGAAGGAAAAACCCUGACAUGGAGCAGGAAACAACAACAAAACCCGCAUCCCUGCCCUUGAAGGGCCUGGGUCGGCCUCCCGUCUCUAUAGAUACCCCUUCGGACACCACGGACUCAGUUAAGUCGCCGGACAUGAGUACAGACAGUGGAUUUGAGGGUGAACACCUCAACCGACCCUCACUGCUCCACACAUCACCAUCGAAGGAGGUCGUCCUAGGCUCUUGGCGCAGUGCCACAGAUUUUGCUGGAUCAGAAUCCACGAGCCCAAAGUCUCCCAAAAAAUCAACAGACGAUUCUGAUUUCAACGAGUCCCCCCUAGACAAAAAGUCCGUUCCCGACGCUCAGUCGGAAAGUGACGAAGAAUGCAUCUCGGAGCACGGCUGCUCGUUCUUUGCAACAAUGAGGCCCCGAGGUCGUCCAACAUGCGAAGAAGACAAGAAACUUGAUCGAAUCUCGGCCUUCGGUAUCUGUCUGGAGGGGGACGACUUGAAUAAGGAUUGCGAAGGAAAAGAUGGUCGUAUAGGUGAGUGUUUCACCUGCCACAAAGUGCAAUACAUACGCUGCAGGAACUGUACCGAUUGCUCUCGUUGCUCCCCCGACAUCAAAUGGUGUAGGACGAUAUCGUCCGUCCGUGAAUGCAAAAAUCAUGUUAUUUAUACUGAGGGGGAAGCAAACAGUGAGGAUGAGUAUGAGCUGCAUGGCAAGCCCGAUACAGAGACGGAUACAUCCGAUGAGAAAGUUUUUGAAGCAACUUACAGUGAUGAGACACUUAGUGCUUAUUAUGUGCCAUCUAAUGUAUCUGUUGCUGCAGAGGAGUUUCAUUUGUCUGUGAGAUUGCCUGAAGAACAGAAGACACCAAUCUGUGAGGAUGAUGAAGGGGAAGAAGAGCAGGGCAGUCCUUGUCUGUGUCACAUCGGAAUGUGCAAGUCCGAGCGUUGUCACGACGAGAGAUCCAAGUACACAACGGUAUUGAAGCCGAAAGCAGUCAGACCUACCACAAAUCCAGACAGGAGGGACCACCGCCGCAGCAGUCUGGAGUCCCUCCGUGGACGGCACGUUGUUGCGGUGAUAGGGCAACACCACGACAGACUUUCUGCAUUUCAUGAACGUCCAUCCAGUAGUCUUUCACAAAAUGAUGGGAUGCACUAUUUUUUUAGCAGAUCCUUAGAUGUGCCACCACUGGGAUCCCCCAUCAGGGGUGCUGCAUCGAGGCCUUCCGAUUUUCCUUCCUCUGAAUCUCUCAUUUUAAGCGACGGAGUUGCCGCGGGGUAUGCCAGUCCUCCCGAAGAGAAGCCCAUGGAAGUGGAUCCUAAGCUACAAGACGAGAGUCCCAGGAGCAAGCUUUUCGGCAUGCCUUGGGACCUGUUCUGUAAGGGAAACGAGGGGACACGCUACGAUCCAAAUAGUGAGCCUAUCCACAUGACUCUCGAGGAAGUCCACAGCUCCCUUCAGACCUUGGGACCCCGGGAGAGGAGAGCAGCGUACUCAGCACGGCAGUCAAGGAGCGUGCCGUCUGACGACAGCAAAUCCUCGUCGUCAUCCCUUGGUUUCUUGAGCUCGUAUCUCAGGCAGAAGAAGAAGUUGGCUCGAUCCAAAACGGAGUCGGAAGCACCAAAGCAGAAAAAGAGUCUUCAGGUCAUCAUCAGAAGUGCAUUUAACCACCUCUUUGGCCUCAAGAAGGGCCCGAAAUCAGAGGGCGAUGGGCCGAGUGCUUCGUGCGGCAGCGACAGGAAAUUAAGCCCCGACACCAGUCCUUUUGCCAACCGAGCCCUACCGCCCCUACCUUUGAGCAACAGUGUCCCGGAGUGGGUAGACGACGAUGAACAGUGGACGAUAGAGGGCUGUCACUCGCAGAUUUAUGAUCGCGAGAGUCAGGAAGACUUUGAAAGACGGAAGAUGGAUUAUGCUGCAAGCAUUGAAAGAGUUAAAGAUUGUGGCUGGUAUUGGGGCCCCAUCAGUGGGGAAACUGCAGAGGGACUGCUUAGGGGAGAGCCAGAUGGGUCAUUUGUGGUACGCGACUCCUCAGAUGAGCACUACAUCUUUUCCCUCACCUUCAAGCUCAAUGGGCUGGUCAGGCACGUGCGCAUAGAGCACGACCAUGGCAACUUCAGCUUCGGGUGUCUGCAGAAGUUCCGCUCAGCCACCAUCGUGGACUUCAUCGACUCUGCGGUGGCGCACUCCCGCUCCGGCCGCUACCUCUUCUUCCUGCACCGGCGCCCCGUCCUGGGUCCCAUGCGCGUCCAACUCCUGCACCCAGUCUCCCGGUUCAAGCAGGUCCAGUCCUUGCAGCACCUCUGCAGGUUCGUCAUCCUGCGCAGCCUACGCCGGGAUCUCAUCGACCGCCUGCCGCUGCCUCGCCGGCUCAAGGACUACCUCGACACCCCCCACUACUACGCGGAGGAGCUCGACCAACACCACCUCCGCUCGACACCCCCCGUCGCCCCCUGAGCGAGCAAAUGCACAAGAACUCUCUUUUUCUUUCUCUCUUCUGUGUCGAGCGAGACGCACUCUCUAAGGAAUCAAUAAACAAAGAGUCGAGACGAGCGUUCCCCGAGGGUGGGCCCGCUGCAUCCCCGAUGCACAUUCUCGCUUGCCGGUCAUGGAUAGCUUUGAAGUACGCAAUGAAUUCGAAUUCCAAUUUCAAUAGUAAUUCAAACCCCCUCAUUAUGUCAUUCCAGAGAUCCAAUGAUUAAUGUUGACAUCGGCAGCUGAAUAUCGACAUUCAGCAACGAAAGACUGAAUACUCCCAGUAUCGACACUUUCCAAUUUUGGCCUUUCACGGUUACAUAUACAGUAAAACCUGUAAUGUUGACUACUUUUUACUGGUACAGAAUUAGUCCUAUAUCAAACUGGUGGUGCUCAAUCUACGACCCGCAAAGGGGUUAAGUGUGGCCCGUUAGGUCCCUUGUUAGAACGAAUAAUUAGUGAAAAUGUCACAAAUUUGGAGCUAAUUACUCUGAAAUUGAUCUCUGAAAAACUGAUGCGUUUAAUAAAAUAAGCAUCAAGUAAUGAGUAACAACUAUUGUGAUUUUGUAAUUUUCUUUUCCAUACUUUUCCCUGUGUUCUGGCCCGCGGAAAUGAUUAUAAUAUGAAGUGUGGCCAUCGGGCAGAAAACGUUGGGCACCAAUCAACCUCUAUAAGUCAACCACCUGUUUAAGUUGACCAUUGCACUGCAAAUGGUCAGCUUACAAAGGUUUCACUGUAUAUAUAUCUAUCAUUGCUUCAUUUGGAGGGUGAGGAGUAAUUUUACGUUUAAAAUUCUACUUUUUACUUCAUAUUUAUGUGCUCAUCUGUAGUUCUAAAUCAUAGUCAUUUGUUGCUCAUGUUACCAAAAAAUUCAAUCUAAUAGGCAAUCCUAGGGGUCUAUGAACUUAUAGGAUAUGAUCCUGGACCCUAACUUUCUUUCGUUCUUGCAAUAUUUUGAGCUUUUUUACUUGUUAUUUAGCAUACUAGAAAAUCACCCGUCAAUCUAUAACUGGUGAAAAUAGCUUCUACAUUUGAACAAAGCAAUUGUCUGUUUGGUGAUAUUUUGAUAAUUGAAAUUUUAGCCCUAACUGCAGUGGCUUGAUCCUCAACUCCAGUAGAUAGCGUUCAUUAUUGACUAUUUUUUCUUUCUUCAGUCUCCUAAAAUGACCGUCUUACCAGUAAAACAGUACCAGAUCCAUUUCAGCCUUGUGAAAAUAAAGCAGCUUUACUUGCUCAGUGAAUUUGUUAUUAUUUAUAUUAGGAUAUUUCAAGAACAAGCUCCCUAUAAUUACCUCAUUGUUCCUUACAUUUGAAAAUGCCUUGCAUGAUUCAAAAAAGGUUUGAAAUAAUACUUUUUUAGAAAAAGUUUUCAAUGAUGCUUUUCAUAUGAGGCAGUGGAAGCAAAGGGAUGUAAGUGGCAAAAUUAAGAAUUUGGAGAUAACCAGUACUCAUGGUAAAUGAACCUCUCUUCUGUCUUGGGGGGCAAGAGAUGGUACUAGUAGCCCUGGUAGUUGCUAGCAUGAUUUAGAAAAAAAUUUCAAUGAAAGCCUACUAAGGACGCGUUUUACUCAAAACUUUAAAAUGUCCACUUACAUACCCAUGCUUCUCACUGCCUCAUACGAUAUAUUUAAUGGUUAAGUUACUAUGUACAGAGUGUCCAUAAUUAAACGACCCUCCUUUAAAAUUGGCUAUUGUUAUUCGUUAUUGGCUAAUUUUUUUCCAUAUUUGUUAUUCACUCAAAUUCGCCUCCCAUCAUUAUGUUCUACACAAAAUUUUGUCAAUUAACAAGAUUAAUGUGAGGAAAAAUAUAAAUUUUCUUACAUUAUACAUGGCACUUUGAAAGUGUGUAUAAUUUUCUUUGCCAAUUCAUGUCAAGCAACUUUGGCUUUAUUGAUGCAUGAAAAACAUUGGUUUGUCUUCUUAAAUUUAAAUUUUAUUUCUUAUCCUUUGUGAAAUGGUGUAGUUUGAUGUUUUCUUAUGAACAGUACAAAUAGAAUGUUUUAAUUUUUGCAUAAGAGAAUGAGAAAAAAAGGCUGUAUUUAUCGGGAACAAAAAGUGCAAUUUGUUGCGAGCUUAAGAAAAAAUAUGAAGAUAUGUUAAUCUUCCCCGUCCCCUUCUCAAUAGUAAUAUGCUCUUUAAGUCAGUAUUUAUACUUAUUAAGUGUCUUUUGAUUGUUGUUAAGUGGAGCAAAAAGUAGUUAUUUUUAACAACUCCUAAAUAAUUCAUUUUCAUUGUUAUUUAGUACUCAUUAAAGAAUUUUUCCCUUUUAACACAUUUUUUUUUCUGCUAAUCCUUUGAACAACUUCUCCAAGCGGGUUCCACUUUGUGUUAAUGCUUCUUUUUCUUUACUAGUGUAACAACCCUUAGCUGCCUCAACUGCACACUUCUAACUCAAGGGAUGCAAAGCAAUUUUUUGCCAGUUUUUGAGUUUGAAGUUUUUCAUAUCAUCCAGCCAUCUUGUUCGUGUGUACUGCCUGACCAUGGAUUGUAUUGAAAGGCAAACAUCUGGUUUAAACAUGGAAAUGAACGCAUCUCUUGUUUUUAGGGACGUCAGCUUUUGCAGAUUUAUGUAAGCCUCUAAAUUAAGCAGAGUUUCAUUCCAAUGAGUGGAACACAUUGCAUCAAAUUUUUAUUUUUCCCCCUGAUUCAGAUAGACUCGUCUGAACUGGACGCUUGCCAAUUCCAUACACUAUGUGGCUGGACUGUCUGAAUGUGCUCAUUACAAUAAUAUAGUCGGUUAAGUCUUAGGAUAUUCAUUCAAGAAAAAAGUAAUAAAUAGAGUAAUUUCAAAUGCAAAUAAUGGGAAGGAGGUCAUUAUUAUACUUAAAUAUUACUGGGAUUACAAUUUUGUUAUGUGAUUAAAAUUUGAUUUUUAAAAAAUGAACAUACAUUAAAAUUUUAAUUUUAACAUUUUCACUAAUUGAUAUUAUUGUUAAUUCUAAGUAUACAUUUUUACUGUUAGUGUGAAACUGAUGUACAAGGAAAUUACAUUGUCUUAAGUUUAGAUUAUCGAAGUUAAUGUUUUCGUGUCAAAUUCUGAACAUUAAAAACUAUUUGAAGGAAAAAUAUCAAUUUUAUAAAUUUUUGAGUGGAAAUAAACUUUGUCAGAAAAGAUGCAGAAGUAACUGGGUCCCCCCUCUCCCUUUUUUUCCCAAACAAUUUCCAACUUUACUUAAUAGAUAUUCUGAAAAAUUAAAAAAAAAAUGGAAUUUCAUGACUGUUUUCGUGGUAUCUUGUUAUGUGCAAGCACUUUAUGGAUGGGAUGCAGAUGACCCACUCUAAAGGGAACAGACCACAACAAGAAUAGGUGUUUCAGUAGUGUUUGUGUCAUUUAAGAGUGAUCAUUUGUCUGUAUCGUCGACGCCCGUCAAAAACAGGAUUCUGUAUUUUUGUUCUACUCUUUCUCUGUUGUUUAUUUAAAGAAAGAUAAUGUUGCAGAAUGAUUUCAUUAUUCUCUUCUAUUUAUAUCAGAUUUAAAUAAAAAAAUG